This is a messenger RNA of Pyricularia grisea, 984 nucleotides long. RefSeq lists its product as uncharacterized. The record is from RefSeq and is a predicted model, not a curated record. Bases 1 to 984 code for a protein of 327 amino acids. Lineage: Eukaryota; Fungi; Ascomycota; Sordariomycetes; Magnaporthales; Pyriculariaceae. The transcript is spliced from 2 exons.
AUGUUUCCCAACAUACAGUUCCAGGGAUUGUCCAAGCCAUCAUGGCACCUUCCGGCCAGUCCCCGUGGCCCCACCCGCCCGGGUCUCCUCCAGGCAUACCUCAGCAUGCUGCCCAUUAUCUACGACCCCCGUGAGCGCCCGUACACAAAUGACGCCGACAAUGAGACCCUGAAAUUACGCUAUGUGGCAGAGGAGCUGCUGUUCGGCAACGACGCCAAGGCCUACCUCGUUCUGCGGGCUGACGAGUGUCCCUUCCCAAUGCCCGAGGACGGCUUCCCCGGCCGCCUGGACGCCAACCUGUUCAGCGAGCAUGGGCUCCCCAAAAACGUGGCCCGCAUAGUUGACAGCCGCAGCCGCAACGGGAUGGGCGAGCUGCGCGCCUUUGAGACGGCAGUCAUGUACAACGGCUAUGCCAUCCGGCCCACCAUGACGCCCGAGGCCAGGCUGCUGCUCGACAUGCGUGUGGCAUCGCACGCCCUCGUCGUCGCCCUGUUAAAGGCCCGCCUGCUGCUGGAGCUGCGCUGCAUCCGGGAGUUGAUCUCUGCGCUGUACCACCACGGCCUCCCCCCUGAGCUGGUGGAGAUGAUCACACUGCAAAUCCGGCAUUGGGAGGGGAGCCAGGUUGGGAGUCUUGUGUUUAGCCAUGGUGGGCAACCUUGUGGUGCGACGGCAGAGGGGCGCAAGAAAUUACGUCAUGUGGUUGCCAACGUGGAUAGAUAUAUACGAGAGCAGGAGGAGGGCAUUCGUGAACUCACAAGUCUCCCAGCGGCAGAGCCAAUCUCUCAGUCGUACUUUUUGAUUACAAGAGUCGGUGGAAUAGGUAACACCCCCUCGGUCGGACGCCGGUUUAGUGUGCUCAGGGAGGAUAUCAUAUGGCGCGACUGCUGUCCCGCCAUCCAUAUGGCCUGGCAGAUGAAUCCAAAUGCCAGAAAAUUGGUCUGGGAACUUAGUGGCGAGGAAGAGCCGCCUUGGCAUACAUCGUGA